This is a messenger RNA of Xyrauchen texanus (razorback sucker), 3908 nucleotides long. Its product is annotated as protein kinase C delta type-like. Gene Ontology annotation, molecular function: ATP binding; diacylglycerol-dependent serine/threonine kinase activity. The transcript is spliced from 18 exons. Gene Ontology annotation, biological process: protein phosphorylation. Lineage: Eukaryota; Metazoa; Chordata; Actinopteri; Cypriniformes; Catostomidae. The record is from RefSeq and is a predicted model, not a curated record. The coding region runs from base 585 to 2633 and encodes 682 amino acids.
ACACAUAUAGAAGGAACGUUUACAUUUAUGUUUUCGCAUUUAGCAUCCAUCAUAUACAGUUGUAUGGGCUUUCAGCGUGUUUUAUAGAUGACAUUCCAUAACAAAGAGAAACCAGACACAGGGUCUGCUUCUCAUCUCGACACAUCUAUAAAUCACCAGCCACCACCAUCACCGCGUUUCUCUCUCGCGCGCGCCUAUGUGUCCAGCUUUGGAAAAACGCUGGCAUAAUAUCAAUAGAGAUCAUCUGGGGUAGGUGAACCACUCGUGUACAACACACGAUUACUUUGCAAAGAGGUCACGAAAAAUAUCAAAAUUCAGAUAAACACAGGACGAACUGAUACAGACGGUGACAGCACACUUGUGCUGACUUUAUUCAGCGCAUAGUGGCAUCUCAAUAAGCUACGCGAGCGCUGGAGAGAAGAGGGAUCGCGUGAAGAAAGAGUGCACCUGUGCGACGUCACUCCGCCCUACUUUACUCACUGAACUCAGAGAGUUCACGUUUACUUCCUCAAUCACUGAACAAAGUAGACGGCUCAGAGAAACGUCGCUUUCUUCGCAGGAGAGGUUGUGUCUGAGGGGUUGCCAUGGCCCCUUUCUUGAGAAUUGCGUUUAAUGCCUUUGAACUUGGCACAUUCUCUCCAAUGGCUGAGGCACCUUUCUGUGCUGUCAAAAUAAAGGAAGCUUUUAGCACUGAGCGAGGGAAAACGUUGAUCCAAAAGAAGCCCACCAUGUUUCCUGCCUGGCUAUCCAGUUUUGAUGCUCAUAUUUAUGAGGGACGUGUCAUACAAGUACUGCUCAUGAAAACUGCAGAGGAACCAUUAGCUGAAGUCACAGUGGGUGUGUCCGUAUUGGCAGAACGCUGCAAGAAAGCUAAUGGACGUGCCGAAUUUUGGGUUGAUUUGCAACCUUCAGGGAAGGUUAUGAUGUCUGUACAGUUAUUUUUGGAGGAUUCAGAUACAGAGUGUCGUCGGUCAGUAAUGUUGGAGGAGGAGGCACCUACUCUUAAUCGUCGUCGUGGAGCUAUUAAACAGGCUAAGAUUCACAUAAUCAAGAACCAUGAGUUUAUCGCCACCUUCUUCAGACAGCCCACUUUUUGCUCUGUUUGCAGAGAUUUUGUUUGGGGUCUCAAUAAGCAAGGUUACAAGUGCCGACAAUGCAAUGCGGCCAUCCACAAGAAGUGUAUUGAUAAAAUUAUUGGAAGGUGCACAGGCACGGCAGCCAAUAGUCGAGACACUAUGUUCCAGAAGGAGCGUUUUAAGAUUGACAUGCCACAUCGCUUUAAAAACUACAACUACAUGAGUCCCACCUUUUGUGACCAUUGUGGCAGUCUGCUGUGGGGUCUUGUCAAACAGGGCCUUAAAUGUGAGGACUGUUCCAUGAAUGUCCAUCACAAGUGUCAGACUAAGGUGGCCAACCUUUGUGGCAUUAACCAGAAACUACUGGCAGAGGCUCUUACUCAAGUUAGUCAGAAAUCCACCAAAAGACCUGAAGAGAGACCCAACGCCCAGGAUGUUGGCGUUUACCAAGAUUUUAGCAAAAGCCCCGGACCUAAUGAUAAUGGGGCUCCUUAUGCGCGUCUAUGGGAGGGUUCGAGUCCUCGCCCCCCUUCUCGAAUCACUCAUCAAACACGUAUCACUGCUGAGCAGUUCACUUUCCAUAAAGUACUGGGCAAGGGAAGCUUUGGCAAGGUGUUGUUGGCUGAGCUAAAAGGCACUGGAGAAUGGUUUGCAGUGAAGGCGUUGAAGAAAGACGUGGUGUUGAUAGAUGAUGAUGUGGAGUGCACCAUGGUGGAGAAACGUGUGCUGGCUCUUGCUUGGGACAAUCCGUUCCUUACACACCUAUACUCCACUUUUCAAAGCAAGGAACACUUGUUCUUUGUGAUGGAGUAUCUGAAUGGAGGAGACCUAAUGUUUCAUAUUCAAGAAAAAGGACGCUUUGAACUUAACAGAGCCACGUUCUAUGCAGCUGAAAUAGUGUGUGGCCUGCAGUUCCUCCAUUCCAAAGGCGUUAUUUACAGGGAUAUUAAGCUGGAUAAUGUGAUGUUAGAUGGUGAAGGUCACAUAAAAAUAGCUGAUUUUGGAAUGUGCAAGGAGAAUGUGUUUGGGGAAAAUCGGGCCACAACUUUCUGUGGAACUCCAGAUUAUAUCGCACCUGAGAUUCUGUUAGGCCAGCAGUACUCGUUCUCAGUAGACUGGUGGUCAUUUGGUGUGCUGGUGUAUGAGAUGCUCAUUGGUCAGUCUCCAUUCCACGGUGAUGAUGAGGAUGAGCUGUUUGAAUCGAUCAGAAUGGACACACCCAAUUACCCCCGCUGGAUCACAGUGGAUACCAGAGACAUGUUAGAAAGGUUGUUUGAGCGUAACCCGUCACGCCGUUUAGGGAUUGUAGGUAAUAUCCGAGCUCACCUAUUCUUCAAGACUAUCAAUUGGUCUGCUUUGGAAAGGAGAGAAGUUGAGCCCCCCUUCAAGCCAAAAGUGAAAUCUCCAAAUGACUGCAGUAAUUUUGACCGGGAGUUUUUGAGUGAGAAACCCCGCCUGUCACACUGCGAGAAAGGCCUGAUUGAUUCCAUGGACCAGAGCGCUUUUGCCGGCUUCUCGUUCAUUAAUCCGAAAAUGGAGCAUCUCCUGCAAAAGUGACAAAUUCACAAUUGCUGUGAUCAGGAAGAAAAAGAUCUAUAAUGUACAUGGGAUCAUAGUAUUCAGCUUGUAUAAACCAACUAUGAGCACUUUCACAAAUUCUUCCUUUAAAGGGAUAGUAAAACUUCUGUCUCACCCUCAUGUUUUUCCAGGUGUAAGGAAAAAAUAUACUUUCAUUGCAUCUUUUUUCCAUUAUAUUUUGCCAGAACAUAUACUUUUUGUGUUUCAUGAAAUUAAGAAAGUCAUAAGGGUUUGGAACAACAUGAGGGUAGGUAAAUGAUGACAUAAUUAUUCCUUUAAUAGAACUCAAAUCUUACUAAAGGAGACAUGAAAUCCUGACAGUCCUCUUCUAAAGGUCCUUCUAAAGUCCUCUUUUAAAUACAUUAUUGCAGUCGUGUUUGAUUUAGGGUGUCCAAAAAUCUCAAUACAACUUUUAACUUGUCCUUGCAAAGUUAAAGUGUUUGAAAAUAACUGCUGGAUUAGUACAAACUUGACAGUUAAGACUGCAGGGAGAGUGCUAUUGGUUCAGUUAGGGUGAAAAAGCAGUUCAAAGAAAUGUACAAAAAAAAAUGUAUAAAUGGUUCAGAGAUUAUAUACUGAUAUGAUAUGAUUGAUAUGAAUUUAAAGGUGCAUGCUACAGUCAUAUUUGUGUUGUACCUUUCUGCUAUGAUGUGUGUGUGUGUGUGUGCGUGAGUGUGUGUGAGUGUGUGUGUGUGUGUGCGCGCGCGUGCGCUGUAUUAAAUAUGUUUGCACAAAGAAUCAACCACAAUGUGUUUAGUAUUUGCUUUUUAAAGUGUUAGAUGAAUAUUAGUUUGAAAAAAGUCUAUAUCUGGUACAGCAAUAUAGCUGUCUUAGCUUUGUGUUUGAUGUUUUAGUGUGUACGCCAUUGCUGCAUUUGAGAUGUUUUAUAAAAUGUAUGUAUUAAGAGCAGAUGAUCAACAACAUUCUCUGUCUUAGAAUGAUAAAAGUCACAGGGUCCAAUAAAUAUUUUGAGGCUGAGAAAACUGACGUGGACUAUAAUUUGUAUUUUCACUUAAUUUUAGAUCACUUUGGUCUCACUCUCCAUUUGGUUUACUCUAAUAAUGUUAUACCUAGAUUAGAACCUGGAUGAAAUUCUACUAUCUAUUUAUUAAAUUAGUUUUGAUUUGAAUGACAGUUUUGCUUUGUGAGGGCAAUACAGCAGUUUGUCAAUGUUACAAUUGUAUCCUUAAGGAUUGUUGUACAGUAACAUUUAAUGCAUGAAUAUAUAUUACUCUAUAUAAUAAAUGAAACACU